AGGCGUCCCGCCCAGCCAGUCUCACUGGGCCCACGGAUAUCCAGAACCCGAAGAAAGCCCCGGGGACCCGAUUUCCUCUAAUCACCGUACGGAAUUCGUGAUGGUUUAUGAGAGGGAGCUUGCUGCUGGGACUGCCAGAGACGUCAGCAAAGCCGCUGCCCACAGUGACUCUCCCGCAGAAGCCCCGCAGCUCCCGGAGGGGGAGCGAGCUCUGUUGGCUGCCAGGCCUGAGUCCCACGGCCCCGCUGCGGGGAGCGCGCUCGGCUGGGUCAGCCACGGCUCCCCCGAAGGGGACCAAACCGGGGUGCCGGUAAGUCAGCGCCCAGAGGCAGCAGCCCCCGGACAGACAGAGGCACCAGUCACGACCUUGGUAACUGCCGACCUAGAGCAAAAACUAAUUACUCCCAAUGCUGCGGAGGUCGCAGCUGAUUCUAAUGGUCCCAUGGGAAAGAAGAACCCUCGUGAGGUACCCAGCUCUCCGGAAAAUGCUGAAAAAGACAAAUGUCAGAUAAUGCCACUGGUGAGGAACGCAGGCCACAGAGGUUCUGAAGACCUCUCACACGGCAACCAUGAUGAAGUGUUUACUCUAGAAGAUUUUCCAACGAGCACUGCUGAGGCCAACUGUGGAGCGGGUGUGUCCGAUAAUUUGCGCCUUACCGAGGAAACACUGCCCAGUGAUGCGGAACAAGAUGGGAACCGAGCCGAAAACAACUUCAGACGAACCAGUUUUAAACAGGAGACAGCAGAGUACCCAAGGGUUUCAUCAACAAGGCUGAAUUCUGAAGGAGAUGAGAACAGAAAUUACUAUCACCAAAUAGACGUGCUGCUAUCACCUCAGAAGCAAAAGGCUCUGACAGAUUGGAAUUUGGAAAUAAAUAAUCUCCGAAAAUUGUCCCAGGAAUUGGCUCCCAGAAGCGCCAGAGCCAGCGACGGUUCCCAGGAGGAGGCGGUGGCCCAGUGGGCGCGAAGGCGGCAGCAGUUCCGAGAGGGCAAGCGCUGCAGCUCGGCCGGCGGGAGCUCCUUCGCCAGCAACGUCACCGAGGGCUCCGUCACCUCAGAAGACGGCCGUUCUGUGGAUCUCGGCUUCCGAGUUGAUAUUGAGGAAAAGGGAUUCUACACGGAGAAUUUUCAUUCAGCAGCAUGGGUUUUCCGUGGGGAUGACGGGAAUCCGGAAGACAGUCCCAGAUGUCUCAGUAAAAAGCCUCGACCAGUAGCUGUUCGCGAGAGAACCGUGAGGCUAUUCAAAGGAACUGGAGAUUAUCCCUGGGGAUUCCGAAUUCAGUUCUCCAAACCAAUCAUGGUCACGGAAGUGGAUGCCAACAGCGCCGCAGAGGAGGCCCGGCUGCAGAUUGGGGACGUGGUGCUGGCUGUCAACGGCACUGAGGUCACCAGCGCGGAGCACGCAGAAGCGGUGCACCUGGCAAGGAAAGGUCCAGAUAUCUUGACUCUGGUGGUGGGCUCUGACAUCAGCCGCUGUCCCAACACCCCCUGGCCCACCUGCCGUGGUUACCUGCAUAAGAGGACACACUCGGGGUUCAUGAAGGGCUGGAGGAAGAGGUGGUUUGUGCUGAAGCAUGACGGCUGCCUCCAGUAUUACAAACACAAAAAGGAUGAAGGGAAAUGGCCGCCUCUAGAGAAAAUAAAAUUAGAAGGUGCAGAAGUCGGCAUUGAUAGCAGCUUAGGAAAACCAUUUGUGUUUAACUGUGUGCCUCAAUCUGGAAAUAGGACUUUUUGCCUCUGUGCAACCUCAAACCAAGAAAUGAAAAGGUGGCUGGAGGCGAUGGACAAGGCGGCCCAUCCCGUCCACCAGAACCAUGUCUGGGAGGACGUCACUCUGCACAACAGCAACCUCCCGCCCCUGGCUAUCAAGAACCCAGAGUGUCUGGGUCUUCUGCACCAGCUGGACAGAAGCACGGACUCGUGGGUCCAGCACUAUUGCAUCCUGAAGGAUGGCUGCUUGUACUUCUAUGCUAGCAUCCGCUCCACCUACGCCUCAGCUGGAUUACAGCUCUGAAAGCCUCUAUCAAGAAAUGGCUGCCCCUGC
Messenger RNA from Otolemur garnettii (small-eared galago), 2044 nucleotides. RefSeq lists its product as uncharacterized. Lineage: Eukaryota; Metazoa; Chordata; Mammalia; Primates; Galagidae. Gene Ontology annotation, molecular function: protein binding. The coding region runs from base 101 to 2014 and encodes 637 amino acids. The transcript has 10 exons. The record is from RefSeq and is a predicted model, not a curated record.